AUGAGUAUCUCGAAAUCGCGGACACUACCCUAUUCGCUUUGCCGUGAAUCGUGCGAGUGCUAUCUACCGCACUGUAGAUGUAGCGCAAAUGUACUCGCCGAUAAUCUGAAGGUAUCGCCGCUCUAUCGUCAAAAAGAUUCGGAAAGGUGGAACGCGGCAGUGUAUUGCUAUCAGGAGAUGAUGAGCAAUCGUGAUCAGUGCUGCACAUCGCCACCCAAUUCACCAGUCGAUUUAGGUCCAUUCCGUGCACUAUCACUGUCCGGUUCGUCACUGUCAAAAACAGCUCAUUAA
Messenger RNA from Anisakis simplex (herring worm), 291 nucleotides. The record is from the annotation of a GenBank genome assembly. NCBI's taxonomy places the organism in Eukaryota, Metazoa, Nematoda, Chromadorea, Rhabditida, Anisakidae.